Tachyglossus aculeatus (Australian echidna) is the source of this 748-nucleotide messenger RNA. RefSeq lists its product as uncharacterized. NCBI's taxonomy places the organism in Eukaryota, Metazoa, Chordata, Mammalia, Monotremata, Tachyglossidae. Bases 1 to 708 code for a protein of 235 amino acids. The transcript is spliced from 8 exons. The record is from RefSeq and is a predicted model, not a curated record.
AUGUUCGGCCUGUGUUACCCAAUCAAGAAGCAAACGCAUCUCGGAGUCCGGGAGAUGGAUAAUCUAGGGAAUGUGAGCCAAGGGUCCGAAGGGAUGUCGGUAGCCAAACCCCCGCCAUCCCUGACGGACAGGAAGCCCGGUUCAGGCGUCUACUACUUGGGCCCGAAAGAGCUACAGGGAGACCCAGGCCCUGGAAUCUACUCGGCCCAACCUCACCCCAACGGGAGGAUCAUCGCUACCUUUUCCACAUCAAUCAACCGGCCCCGAUACAUCCAGAUGGAAAAUUACCCCGUCGCUUCAGGCGAUGGGCGAAACAGACAGCCUUCAGAAGGCCUCGGAAACGGUCCCCUCCUGCGGGCGAGCGAGACUAUCAAAGUCCGAGGGCUCGGGGCGGGACACCUUCUGGCUACGGCCAAGAACCUCAAAGUGUGGAUCCCUUGGCACAGACGGGAAGGAGGUGGAAGGAGAGAAUGCACGGCGUGGAGUGGGACUCCUUCGUCUCUCCAGGCCGAGACUUUGGUUUUUAGUCUCGCGGGUGACGAGAAGGCCAGAAAAAGAAAGCAUCGUCCAUCGAACCAAGCCGUUGCCAGUCGAGAUGAAAACCUUCUUCUAAUGGAAUCCAGCUUGAAAGCCACUCAAGGGCUGCUGGGAAGCGAAGAGCAGAAACAGUUGUCCAGGAACAGAACGGGAGGAAUCGGGCAGACCUGAAGAUCGAGAGGGACGGUGUUAAGGCUUCCGGGGGCGCAGU